This is a messenger RNA of Pelagomonas calceolata, 342 nucleotides long. The record is from the annotation of a GenBank genome assembly. NCBI's taxonomy places the organism in Eukaryota, Pelagophyceae, Pelagomonadales, Pelagomonadaceae.
GUGGAGGAGCGGGCCUGGGAGGUCUUCGUGCCCCACAGCACGGAACUGCUGGGAGUGAACGCCGAAGCUAUUGGCGAGACCGACGAGCGGGCCGGCCAUUCUCAACUCGUGAGAGCGGCGGCUUCAUCGGAAGUCCAGGAGGUGUAUACGCGGGCGAACUCGCCGCUCUACGGCUUUUUUAGGUUACGAUUGUACGGCCAGUGGACUCGCGAUCUAAGCCACGACGCGUCUCCAUCUGCAGUGGAAGCUGCAUUGGAAGCUCUAGGAGGUGUCGGCGACGUGUCCGUCCAGUCUGAACUCUUACCAGAUGACCACUUCUCCCAGUACAUACAUAACUACGGC